Messenger RNA from Saccharomycopsis crataegensis, 180 nucleotides. RefSeq lists its product as uncharacterized. The record is from RefSeq and is a predicted model, not a curated record. NCBI's taxonomy places the organism in Eukaryota, Fungi, Ascomycota, Saccharomycetes, Ascoideales, Saccharomycopsidaceae. The transcript is spliced from 2 exons. Bases 1 to 180 code for a protein of 59 amino acids.
AUGUCAGCUGAUCCUGGUACCGCUAGUUUAGCAAGACAUAUAGCACGAGUUAAAAAAGACACACUAAAUGACAAGGUUAAAAAAAAUAGAAUCAGAAAAGAUUCAGUGGUCUCAUCUUUCGAGAAAUCGAAAUUAUUGGGUCCAUCCGGAAAACAUACACCAACCUUUUAUGCCACAUAA